Molecule: messenger RNA, 2241 nt
Organism: Pyrus x bretschneideri (Chinese white pear)
Lineage: Eukaryota; Viridiplantae; Streptophyta; Magnoliopsida; Rosales; Rosaceae
Product: heat shock cognate 70 kDa protein 2
Exons: 2
Coding region: 95-2044 (649 amino acids)
Biological process (GO): cellular response to unfolded protein; protein refolding
Cellular component (GO): cytoplasm
Molecular function (GO): heat shock protein binding; ATP hydrolysis activity; misfolded protein binding
Source: RefSeq, a predicted model, not a curated record
GACUCCAAAAACCUUAUCACCUCAAAAAUAUCUCAAAAGCUCUUCAAUUUUCUCUGCGGUUCUUUGCUUGUUUGAUUGAUUCUCUGCGGUUGCAAUGGCUGGAAAGGGAGAAGGUCCGGCGAUCGGGAUCGAUCUCGGAACGACUUACUCGUGCGUCGGUGUUUGGCAGCACGACCGCGUGGAGAUCAUCGCCAACGAUCAGGGCAACAGGACGACGCCGUCUUAUGUGGCUUUUACUGACACCGAGAGGUUGAUCGGCGAUGCGGCCAAGAACCAGGUCGCGAUGAACCCCGUCAACACCGUCUUUGAUGCCAAGCGGUUGAUUGGUAGGAGAUUCUCUGACCCUUCUGUCCAGAGUGACAUGAAGCUCUGGCCUUUCAAGGUCAUUCCAGGACCCGGUGACAAGCCCAUGAUUGUUGUCACAUACAAGGGCGAAGAAAAGCAGUUCGCUGCUGAAGAAAUUUCCUCCAUGGUUCUCAUUAAGAUGCGUGAGAUUGCGGAGGCCUAUCUGGGUUCAUCUGUGAAGAAUGCCGUUGUUACUGUUCCGGCAUACUUCAAUGACUCUCAGCGUCAGGCUACCAAGGAUGCCGGGGUCAUUGCCGGCCUUAACGUGAUGCGUAUUAUCAAUGAGCCCACUGCUGCCGCUAUUGCAUAUGGUCUUGACAAGAAGGCAACCAGUGUUGGUGAAAAAAAUGUGUUGAUUUUCGAUCUUGGUGGAGGCACUUUUGAUGUCUCUCUUCUCACCAUUGAGGAGGGUAUCUUUGAAGUGAAGGCAACUGCUGGAGACACCCACUUGGGAGGAGAAGAUUUCGACAACAGAAUGGUGAACCAUUUUGUUCAAGAGUUCAAGAGGAAGCACAAGAAGGACAUCACUGGAAACCCAAGAGCUCUUAGGAGGUUGAGAACUGCUUGUGAGAGGGCCAAGAGGACUCUCUCAUCCACUGCUCAGACCACCAUAGAGAUUGAUUCUUUGUACGAGGGUGUCGACUUCUACACGACCAUUACCCGUGCUAGGUUCGAAGAGCUUAACAUGGAUCUCUUCAGGAAAUGCAUGGAGCCAGUUGAGAAGUGCUUAAGAGACGCAAAGAUGGACAAGAGCUCUGUCCAUGAUGUUGUGCUUGUGGGCGGUUCUACUAGGAUUCCGAAGGUGCAGCAGUUGUUGCAGGACUUCUUCAAUGGAAAGGAGCUCUGCAAGAGUAUCAACCCAGAUGAGGCCGUUGCUUAUGGUGCCUCUGUGCAGGCUGCGAUCCUGAGUGGCGAGGGUAACGAGAAGGUUCAGGAUUUGUUGCUUCUUGAUGUCACUCCUCUGUCUCUCGGUUUGGAGACCGCUGGAGGUGUGAUGACUGUUUUGAUUCCGAGGAACACUACCAUUCCAACCAAGAAGGAGCAAAUCUUCUCUACCUACUCGGACAAUCAGCCUGGUGUCUUGAUCCAAGUAUACGAGGGUGAAAGGACAAGAACCCGUGAUAACAACUUGUUGGGCAAAUUCGAGCUUUCCGGCAUUCCUCCUGCUCCAAGGGGCGUUCCACAAAUCACCGUCUGCUUUGACAUUGAUGCCAAUGGUAUUUUGAAUGUCUCUGCCGAGGACAAGACUACAGGGCAGAAGAACAAGAUUACCAUCACCAAUGACAAAGGAAGAUUGUCCAAGGAGGAAAUAGAGAAGAUGGUUCAAGAGGCUGAGAAGUACAAGUCGGAAGAUGAGGAGCAUAAGAAGAAAGUGGACGCCAAGAAUGCUCUGGAGAACUACGCCUACAACAUGAGGAACACGAUUAAGGAUGACAAGAUUGCCUCCAAGCUCGAUGCAGCUGACAAGAAAAAGAUAGAGGAUACGAUUGACCAGGCCAUUCAGUGGCUUGACGGAAACCAGCUUGCUGAGGCUGACGAGUUUGAGGACAAGAUGAAGGAGCUUGAGGGCAUCUGCAACCCGAUCAUUGCCAAGAUGUACCAAGGUGCUGGUGGUCCUGAUGUCGGUGGCGGCAUGGAUGAUGAUGUUCCUCCUGCUGGUGGCAGCGGUGCUGGUCCCAAGAUUGAAGAAGUCGAUUAAGCUGGUUUUUGUCGAUCCAAGUUGUGUGUUUUGAAGAAAGCGGUGGAGGUGAAGCUAGUUAAAGUGUUGUUUUGUUUGUAGUAGUAUGAUUUGGGAUUCAAGUUAAAAAUCCAAGAUCUCGGAAGUUUGGUGAUCUUGGUCGUUUUGUUGAACAUCGGAUUGCUGUAUUUGGCCAAUGAAGCCUAUUUUCUUUCUAA